AUGGAUUCACGGUGUAUCGCCCGCCGAGCGACGUCCAAAGCCUUGAACGACCUACAAGCAGCAUUUCUUGUCGCGGGAGGUUCCGCUUUGGUGAUGUUUGCUAUCAUCCUAACUGAAGACCAAGGGCGGAACUUGGGGGUGACUGGCGAGUGCGGGAUGUGCGCACUCAAUCGUGACCGAUGGCGAGGAGGCCCUCCUCGCACGUGGGUUGAUUCGAUAUCCCGGUACGAUGCGCCCUUAGCUAGUGACCAACUUCAAGACCUACGUGGCGGCAUUUUCUUGUCACAGGGAGUUGGUUUUCACAUCUGCCGUCCUUGUCGACUGAACCAAAGUCAAGACUUUGAGCACCCUGCCAUCUCAAGCACAUUUGUCAUUGCGGGACACGAGACGACAGCCACUACCCUAGGGUGGCUUUUAUACGGGCUUUCUGCGCAUCCCGAAGAUCAAAGAAAAAUAUGGGAAGAGAUUUCGCAAGCUUGCCUGCAGAACACCAAACUUUCCUCGAACGAGUAUGAUUCGAUGCCAUUUCUAAACGCUGCCAUCAAAGAAAACCUUCGCCUACACCCUAUCGCACCCACCCUUAUGCGUAGGGCAGUUCAAGAUGAUUCCCUUCCACUGUCCGAACCGAUCAUUACCAAGGACGGGAAGAUCUUGAAAGACAUUCUUAUCCCCAAAGGACAAACAAUUCAUUGUUCGAUAUACACGUAUAAUAGGCUGCCGAGUAUCUGGGGUCCUGACGCAAAUCAGUGGAAUCCAAGCCGAUUUAUUGGCGACGGAGCUCAGCCGCUCACUCCGCACGGGAUAUAUAGCAAUUUGAUGACAAUUUGGCUCCGGAACGCGUUCAUGCAUAGGUUGGGAGUUUGCGAUCAUGAAAUGCAAGUCAUCAUCGUCGACCUUGUGAAGCAUUUCGAGUUCAGUUUACCUGAGGGUCUGAAUGUGCAGGAAUAUCCGGCUGGACUGGUGAUUGUCCCCGCGGUGGAGGGUAAAGCUAACCAGGGUUCUCAGGUUCUGUUGCGGGUCUCCGUUUUGGGAUGA
Molecule: messenger RNA, 1035 nt
Organism: Desarmillaria tabescens
Lineage: Eukaryota; Fungi; Basidiomycota; Agaricomycetes; Agaricales; Physalacriaceae
Product: cytochrome P450
Exons: 11
Coding region: 1-1035 (344 amino acids)
Molecular function (GO): monooxygenase activity; iron ion binding; oxidoreductase activity, acting on paired donors, with incorporation or reduction of molecular oxygen
Source: RefSeq, a predicted model, not a curated record